Molecule: messenger RNA, 7164 nt
Organism: Oikopleura dioica
Lineage: Eukaryota; Metazoa; Chordata; Appendicularia; Copelata; Oikopleuridae
Source: the annotation of a GenBank genome assembly
AUGCAAAAUGACGAAAAAGAGAAUAAAGAAGAAAAUCAACUCGAAGUCAUCAACGAAAAAUGGAAGAGAAAACUGAAAAAUGUCGAGAGAAUUCACGCAAAAGCUCUUCAAAAUUCAGUUAAAGUUAAUGAAGAAAAAUCAAAACAGAUUCAAGCCCUUGAGAGACAACUGGCCGAGUGGGAAGAAAAAUCGGCCGACAGUUUAGUUUCAAACUGGAAGAACAAAGUUGCCGAACUCGAGAAACGGGUCGAAGAAGAGCGGAAAUACGCGCAUGAAGCGGAAGAUUUACUGACAGAGGCGCUGCAAUCUAAGCAAAACGAAAAGCGUUUUUUCGCGGAAGAACUCGAAGCAAAAAACUCACAAAUCGCCGAAUACUCAAAAAUUCUCUCGGAAAUGUCGGAUCUUGAAACGAUGAAGGCAGAGCUUGACACGGCCCGGAGCGAGUUCGCCGAGCGAGAAGCGAAUUUCAACCGACAGAAGGAAAAGGCGAAACAGAUUAUGAAGGCGCAGCAGGUCAAAGUUAAGCAACUACAGUCGGAAUUGGAGAAACUGCAGGCAGAAUCUAAGGGGAAGAAAGAAGAGUCAGAAGAAGUAGGAAAAUUGAAGGAGGAGAAGGAACAGCUGGUGAAGACGCUAGAAGCAAGAGAAGGGCAAUUGGAGGCUCUUCAGGGAAGAUUGUCGGAAAUCGAACAAGAAAAUGAAAUCAUGGGCGACCGCGACGACAAAAUCCUCCAGCUCCGCGACGAACUAGCUGCCCGAGAAGACCAACUCUUAGCGCUCAAAACACACAUGACCGAAGUCCAAAGUAACUCUUCUUCUCUUUCCGAAGAACUGGAUCAGCUAAAACUCACCUGCUCAGAAUUGGAGAAGAAAGUCACAGAAAGAACUGAAGAAAAUGAAAAUCUAAUGCGAACCGUUGAAGAGCUCAAAAACAUGCUAAGAGAGGAAGAAUCGACAGCCCGAGAGGUUUUGGCGGAAAAAGGCGAAAUCAUGAUCGCGUUGGCUGAAAAAGACGACGCUCUUUCCGCAGCGGAAACUCAACUCUCAACGCUCAAAGAAACGAUGGUUUUGUUCGACAAGAUCAAGCUGGAAAACGCCGAAAUGACCGAGACGCUUCGAAUUGCAAAUGAAGCGAAGGAAUCGACAGAAUCAAAGCUCUCUUCUUAUGUUGAAAAAAUCGAGGGAUUGGAAACAGAAAACGCUGAAAUCCCCGAACUCAAAAGAUUGAUUUCUCAACUACAGUCGAAUCUCGCAGAGAAAGAAAACGCAGAAGAAAGCGGAAACGCGAGUAAUGAAAUGAUUUCACAGCUUCAAAAUGAAAUUCGAUCGAUUGAAAAGAGUAGAAAUGCGCUAAAGGAAGAAAUCGCUGCUGCGGAUUCUGAAAUUUCUGAUCUGAGAAACCAACUAAAAACCGCUCAAACUGUGCCAAAACAAAAAGGAAAGAACAAAAACGAAGAAAAUCUUAAGAAAAAACUCGACCAGUCGAAGAAACUCAUCGAAAAACUCCGUGCCGAGCUGAAAUCAAACACUGAAAACGUCGACCGACUCAAUUCUGAGCUAAGAGAACAGUCUGAAAUCGCCCAAGAAGCUAUUCUAGUCAAGGAGAAGCUCGAAGCAACUGAAGAAGAGAUCAAAUCACUCGUUGCAGCUUUCGAUCAAGAAAAAGAAAUCCUCAGAGAAGAGCUUCUUGGAACUCAGGAAGAAUCUGCUUCGAGACUCGCUGAAAUCGGAAAAUUGAAAGAUCGUCUUUCCGCCAACGAAUCGGACGUUGGGCAAGCUCAUAAAUCGCUGGAAAAAGAACUCAACGAGGCGAAAAAGAAGCUGAAGAAUCAGGAAAAGCGGGCGAGCUCGCUUGCUGCGGAGUUAAAUACGACUGCAGCGCAACUUGAAAAGACGGAAAAGUCGACAAAGACGGCGAAGGAAAAUCUCAAAUCUUCAGCAAAAGAUCUCCAGUCAACCAAAGAAAGUCUCAAGCAAAAAUAUGAGGAAUCAGAACAGCUGGAGAAAGAGUUGAGCGAAGCUAGGGGUCAGCUUGAAGCGCUUGAGAUCCAGAACAAAUUGUCGCUAGACUCGUUACAGAAAGAAAUUAGCGAAGAAAGAAGGCUUUUCAGUCAAGAAAAAGAGGAACUCUUAACUUCUUUAUCAUCUGCUCAAGCUGAAAUCGACGCGCUCAACUCCCAGAACAACGAAUCUUCAAACUCACUUUCCGAAGAACUUCUCGCUGCUCAAAAUCAACUAACCUCACUCACAUCCCUUCGAGAAGCCGAUCAAGACCGAAUUCAAGCGUUAGAACAAAGCUUAAACGAUGCCCAAGAAGCCCAAGUCGCCGCGUCUCAAGAUUCAAGCGCUUUGCAUGAGCAAUUGAAAGAUGCUCUGGAGCGAUUCGAAGCGGAGAAAUCAAAGUUCAAUUCGGCUUCUGGCGAAAAUACUCAGCUCAAGUUGGAAUUGAGCGAAACAUCAGCUCAACUUCAGGCUUCACUGGACGAAAAAACAAGCAUUUACAGUCAGCUACAGGAGACACAAAGCAUUCUGGAGAAGUCGCAAGAAGAAUUGAACGUCCUGGAGACGGAAAAGAUCAAUUUCUUGGAAGAAAUCAAUCAUUUGCGCGAGCAAAACGAGGAAUUGACAGUUUCGUCAAAAGAAUCAGGAUCCAAAAAGACUGAAGAAAUCGACUCGCUCACCAAAAAGCUCGAAAACAUGAAGCUCAAGGGCAAGAAACUUUUCGCCGAAAAGAAGAUCCUCGACGAAAACCUCAAAAAAGCCGAAGCAAAGCUCAGUGAAUCCGAAUCUGCUGCUCAAGCCGCCCAUGAAUUGAUAGAUCAGCUGAAAGAAUCGAGCUCGGCGCUUAUGGGCGAGAAGGAAUUGCUGAGCGCGGAGAAUGAACAACUCAAGUGCGAGAUCCAAGCGCAGAGCGGAAAAUUGAGCGAAAUGGCCGAACUAGAAGGGAAACUCCAGCUCUCAUCAAGCGAAUGUUCUUCUCUUACCGAGCAACUUUCCUUGACAGCGGAGAAACUGACUGUCGCGCAAGAUCUUGUCAAAUCUUCUGAAACCGAGAUCAUCGAACUCAAUCUAAAAUGCAAGGAUUUGGAAAACAUCACGAUUCCUCUUCGAGAAGCGCUUGAAUCGACUGAAAAGAAAAACGAGUCGCUAGAAGAAAAACUGAUCAAUCUCGAGUCCAGUUCGAAGAACAUCGUGGAAGAGCGAGAUCAGCUUACGGAGCGAUCAGCGGCGCUCGAAUGCUCGCUUCAGAAAAUGCAAUCGGCUGUCUUGGCGGAUAAACAGAAGCUGGCGAAGCUUCAGAAAAAGUUGAAAUCUCUAGAAUCAUCAGGCGAAAACGGAUCGCAGGAAGUCAAGAAACUCGCCGAGGCAAAUGAAGAACUGAAAUCGAAGCUAGAUGCACUAGAAAAUGUCGAAAAAGAGUACGAAAACCAGGCUCACAAGGCAAAAGAACUCGCGGAUAAACUGAGCGAGGCGGAAAAGCAGGGAUCUGAAGCGCAAGCGAAGAUUCAAGCGCUUGAAAAUGACCUAAGCCUUAUGAACGAAGCAGUCUCCCUCCAACGCGACGAAAUCCGCCGCAACUCCGUUGUCACCGAAGAGCAACUGGCCCAACUCAAGCUGGUCGGAAAAAGCAAAGAGCUUGAGAACGAGGUCGUAACCCUCACCGAAGCCAAUAAAAAGCUUCAAGAACAAAUCGCCCUUCUUGAGAGCCAGAAAGACAACCGCACAGAAACGCAGUCCAUAGCGAGCAUGUCGAUCGCGUCAGAAAAAUCGAACCUGGCGGAUCUUGAAAAUGACGAAUUGAAAGCAAAAUUGACGAAAAUGCAGAGCGACAAGGAAACUUACACGAGAAAAUUGAAAGCCGCCCUCUUGAGCCGCAAAGAACUGAUUGCUUCCGAAAAGAUUCUCAAAGCUCAAAACGAAGAUUUGAGAAAAGAUCUUGAUGAAAAACGCGAAAUCCUCGGUCAGAAAGAAAAGAUCGAACAAGAACAUCUGGACAAGAUCGAAAUUCUCAACAAAAACAUCGAAAAUUUGACAAAAGCGAACGCCGAUUCUAGCGCAAAUGCUUCAAGAUCAAAUGACAGCUUGCUGGAUCAACUGAAAGCGAUGAAACAACAACUGACAGAAAGAGAAAUUGAUGUUCAAACCAUCCAAAGAGCACUGGAGCAACAAGAAGCUGAUAAUGUAAGGAUUCAAGGGGAAGUUAACGGCUUACAGUCGGAGAACGAUACGCUAGACACUUGCCAAAAAGACCUGACAGAGAUGGUUAAAAAGCUGGAAGACCAAAAAAUGUCCUUGGAAACAGCACUCGCUGAAAAAUCCGAGCUUCUUUCAAAUCUUGAAAAUCGAGCAGACACUGGCACGGAACAGCUGCUAGCGAUUCAGGAAGAAGCUGAUGAAUUAAGAACCAAGGCGAAUAUGACGGAGGAAUUGCAGGCUUUGAAUUACGAUCUGAAGAAAGCUGCCGAAAAAGCUGAAGCCGAGCUUUUAGUCGCGAAUGCGGAAUUAAAAGAAGCUCAAAACGCCAAGAAUCUCUUCGAAGAAGAGCUCAAACAUGCUACAGAUCUAUCCUCAUCCCUUGGCCAAGAAAAACAAUCCCUACAAGAAGAAGUUGCCGUCCUUCAUGCCCGAACAAAGGAGCUUCAAGAAAGCUUGAUCAAUGCAGGAAAAGCGCUUGACGAUUCGAUCCAAGAAAAAGACGAGCUUGAGCGCAACUUUCACGCUCAACUUCGGGAAGGCGAAAUGAAGCUGGAGAAGGAGCGACAGCAGUUCGAAAAUGAAAUGUCGAACACGAGGCAACAGACAGAAUUGCUUCAGCAAAGCUCUGAAGCUGCUCUUUUUAAGCUUCAAGGAGAGAGACAACAAAUCAGUUCCGUCCGUGAUCAACUUGUUGAGCAAAAAGGACUGGUAGAAAAAUACAAGAAUGAAAUUCAAAGCUGGAAGACGAAGUUUGAAGAUCAAUUUGGCGACAAAACUAGUUUGGAGAAGAAAAUCGUAGAGUUGAAUCAGAAGAUUCAGACUUUGGAAGAAGAUAUCGACCAGAUUGGAAUUGACCGGGAUAUGUGGAAGAAUAAGAGCAAGGAGUUGAAUCAAGUUCAUGCUGAUAAGCUCGCGCUCCAACAAGAGCUCUCCGGAAUGAUGAACCGUCUGCGCGACGCAUCCGGCCUAGCCGAGCAAAAAGAAUCCGAAGUCGAAAAGCUGAAACUUAAAUACGGUGAGUUGCGCCAGGCACUCGAUAUGGCCGAGAAGGAGCGCCAGUUCGAUCUCAAAGAACGGGAAGCGCUGGUUUAUAGGGCGGAAGCUCUCCAGCGCGAAUUUGAUCAUACGAAUAAGUUGCUGCAGAACGAAAAGUCGAGCAAAGUAAGCGUCGAGGACGAGCUCGCCAGGCUCCGAAAAUCGGCGCAGACCGACUUGGACAAGGCUCAAGAGACCAACGCUCUGAAAGUCAAAGAACUACAGUUAGAAAUCGAAAAUCUGCAGCAACUGAAACCUGAACAGCUCAAGGCAUCGCUCGAAAGAGCGGAGCGGGAAUUGGAAUCAACCAGAACUUCUUCUGAGGAAAUUGUCGAAAAACUCCGCUCAGAAAUCGCCUCUUACAAAUCAUCAAACUCCACUCAAAUCGAGUCCCUCACCUCCCAACUUGAAGAAGUCUCCACUCAACUCUCUGCCUCCGCCGCUCAAAAAUCCGUGCUCGAAUCCGAGCUUGCCGAAAAAAGUGCCGAGUUCCGCUCAAAACUCGAGCGAUAUCAAGAAGCAAUGGUUGAGCUCGAGCGAUCCCUCCGCGAGCGAGAAGCUUCAAACAGCUCAAACUCGGCCGAAUUGAGCGAAACAAAGACGAAACUCGAGCGCAGCGAAAGAGAACUUUCCGAAGCUCGUUCUCAACUCGACGAACUUCGCAGCUCAAUUCUCGAAUCUCGCCGCGCUUCCGCUUCUGAACUCGACAAAAUCCAGACCGAACUUGUGAAUGAAAACAAAAACUAUAGAGCUCAACUUUCAGCAGCUCAAUCUGAGCUUUCAUCCGCUCAGAGUGAGAUUGAGCGAUUGAAUGCUAAUCUAUCACGAGUUCGAGAACAACUUGAUCGUCAAAGCACUGAAUCUGCUAGCAGAGAGGAUGCGCAAAUGGCAUCGAGCUCACAAUUGAAGGAUCAGAUGACAAAGAUGCAGGAACGAUUGAACAUGGUCGAACUCGAGAAAAACUCAGCUGCUUCGGAACUCACUUCCAUUCGCUCAAACCACGACGAGCUUGAACGAGAGCUAAACAAGCUCAAUUCUAGCAAUCGAACUCUCACUCUCGAGCGAGAACAACUCUCAAGCGAAUUGGCAGAAAGCAAGCGAGAGCGGGAAAAGCUCGAGGAAAAGUACAACGAGCUCAUGAUCAAAAAAGAAGAACCAGAAGUUGAUACGUCGAAAAUUGUCGACGAAGAUGGUGAUCCAGCGAUGGUGAAGGCGAUGAAGAAUGAAUUGGCGGUGCUCAGGGAGAAGAACAGGAUUUUGGAGCAGAAAUAUAAACUCAACAGGAGAAUUUCUCCAAGAGUUCAAAUCAAGGCUGGCAAAACGAUCGAGCCCCCAGAAAUGGCGCCAGAAUCUACCUACACUUCCAGCUUCGUCCAAGAUUCCGAAACGAACCAACCAAGCUCUAGCGCUCAGCUAAGCGUUCUUCGCCACGAGCUGCGCCAGCGAGAAGAGCUCAUUUCCCGCCUUGUAGACGACAUCAGCAAUAUGAAGUCGACGCUGAAAAACAAAGACGACGAAAUGUCGACAAAAUUUAAGAAGUUCGCUGAGCGCGCGGAAGAGUAUUCGGCGAAUUUGGUGAUGGUGGCGCAGCUUCAAAAGUCGGAAAGGAAGUUGAAGAAAGAUCUGAAGAAGGCGGAGAAGAGGGCGCUGGGAACAUAUGACGGCGAUGAUGAAUUGAAGGAAAUGCUGAAGCAAAAAAUCGACGAAAUCAGCGCCCUGAAGUCUUCUCAUCAAGAAGAGAUCAAAAAGCUUAAAUAUCGCCGGAAAUCCCGCCGUUCUCGUCGCUCUAAAGAACCUUCUGAACACCCAAACUCCACGCUUUCUUCUGAAAUCAACGAAAAUGCCAAUCUUCUCCCUUCGCCAAAAAUCGAUGCUAAAGAAACAGCGGCGGAGGAAAAUCCAGACGAUUAUGUGACUUGUUCAAUGAUGUAA